AUGCCUGGAUACGAGUUAUCUUCGGCGGACCGAUCAGUAAUCGACAAAAAGAAUUUAUGCCCUAAAUGUGAGGGUCUUCUUAGAGAAGCUGUCCAAACAAUAGCAUGUGGUCAUAGAUAUUGCAAAGCAUGUAUGGAAACGAUUCUUUGGUAAGUACGUCGUGUCACCUCAUCAUUGUCCUAGCCAGCUGAAAUAUGCUACCUCUAAAGUUAGUGGUUAACUGUAGAUAAAUGACUGAUAUAAUGAGAAUAACUAAACAAAUCAUGCUGUCGAUAGCUUCCGUGGCUAAUGUGAUGCAGAUAAAUGGAAACUGUAUAUCAAGCCCCAGGUUGUUCAAAAGUUGGAUAAUUAACAAUUAGUCGACGAGGGCGACUUGAAUAUCGGCGAAUAGUCACCGAGACGAAGUCGAGGUGACUAUUCGCCGAUAUUCAUGUCGCCUUCGGCGACUAAUUGUUUUAGCAUAAUUACUUUGAUGAUUAUUCGAGAAAUAAAAUUGUUGAUCAAUUUCCGACCCCGAAACAUCAACAAUUCAGGCUGCUAUUUUGAAACUGCUAGCCUUCAAUGUUAUAAUCACCGCGCGGUGAUUAUAAGCGGGAUGAAGCGAAGCUCCUAGCCAAUCAUAGCGCUCUAUUUUCGCUCUGUUUUUUGAUCAUCAAUGUAAUUAUACUAAUGCUGGAUAAGUUACUCUCCAGUGAAGAAAGCAGUUAGUUAUAAAUUUCCUUGAGACGUAUUCAGUGGACAGUGAUCUACCCGGUGGAUAACGCUAUCCAACUGAUCAACUGAGGGCGGUGAAAACAGAUUAACUACAUACAGUUAACUGGCAAACAAAAAUCAAAUAAAUACCCGACAAUUAGGUUUUCUUCGUAUUACUGGUUGAUACACACUGACCUCUUUCCCUAAUAAAUUUACAGGCAAGAAGUUGGAAAGUGCAUCAUCGAUGGAUCGGAUAUUCAUAGAGAACAGGUUUACCUUCUUUUCUAUAAUCAGAUUUGUCGUUAGUGAAAUCUUCUGAACACAUACUAGGCCGGUCUGAAAUAUGACACAGCUCUGUUUUAGCCGCGCGCCACCCAGUUAUGAUGCUGCAUCCUCAUUCACCCUGCCCCACCCCAUUUCGAUCCUUUAACUUUUCUUUAGCUUAGUUGGAAGAGCGCUUGAAUUCUNUCUACCCGGUGGAUAACGCUAUCCAACUGAUCAACUGAGGGCGGUGAAAACAGAUUAACUACAUACAGUUAACUGGCAAACAAAAAUCAAAUAAAUACCCGACAAUUAGGUUUUCUUCGUAUUACUGGUUGAUACACACUGACCUCUUUCCCUAAUAAAUUUACAGGCAAGAAGUUGGAAAGUGCAUCAUCGAUGGAUCGGAUAUUCAUAGAGAACAGGUUUACCUUCUUUUCUAUAAUCAGAUUUGUCGUUAGUGAAAUCUUCUGAACACAUACUAGGCCGGUCUGAAAUAUGACACAGCUCUGUUUUAGCCGCGCGCCACCCAGUUAUGAUGCUGCAUCCUCAUUCACCCUGCCCCACCCCAUUUCGAUCCUUUAACUUUUCUUUAGCUUAGUUGGAAGAGCGCUUGAAUUCUAAGCGGCAGGUCUGGGGCUCAAACCCCGGCCAGACUAACGACCACGGUCUUUAAAUAAUUAGGUGAUCCAACAUUGGGCGGUGUUCUUCCUUCAACUUAAUACGAAGAGGAUGCAAAACCACACUCUCGAUCGAAAAGUGUAGGGGAAAUCUCUCCGUUGGUGUGGUCCACCUCUACCUCUUCCAUCACAUCACUAGCCACAUUUCUCAUACAUAAAAUGGACCGAUAACGGACGUCGGUGGUGUCAUUUUACGCUGAACCACGUGACCAAGAUUUUGUCAUUUACUGUUCACCAUAGCUACCCAUAAAAAGUAGUUUUAUGUCACUUUCAUCCACAAAAAGUAUUUUGGACAAUUUUUAUCUUCUCAUUUUCUAAUUUAAGAAAUUCUAGCUUUGAGGUUUGUCGGAAACGUGAUUCUAAUCCCUGUAGCUGUAAUAAAUCACCUAAAGAGGACACAUUAUGUUGUCUUAUCCGCCACCUUAGACAUUUUGCCAUUCUUUUCAUUUACCCUGCAUGGGACAAUUAGUAACUGUUAUUUUCCUGUAGCAAUACUUUGUUUCGUAUCAUGAUCACUCUGCAGGUAUUUUUGGACCGCUUUGUCGAGCGUGAAAUCCAGUCCCUUUUAGUCCAUUGCAUUCAUCAAGAAGAAGGAUGUGAUUGGAAAGACGAGCUUAGAAAACGAGAGGUAACAACUAAGCUUCUAUAUGAUGUUCAAAAAAGUCAUGAUGUAUACCCACUUCCAGCCCUACUGAGAAGGGCGGUCCCAGGCGGGUUAAUCUGUAGCCGUGAAACACUGAAAAGCGGUCACUCGUGAGGCAAAAAAUAUAUUAAAACAUUUUUACCUUACACCUUGUCAUGAAAGUGCCAAGGUCGCUUUAAGAGAUUUUUUGUCUUGUCUUGGGUUUAUUGAUUCUAUUAUGGUGCUAAACAGACCACCCAUCGCAACCAUCGGUUUUACUGUUCAGAUAGACCCUCUGUGAUGCCCAUACUUGUAUCAGCUGGAUUAUCUACGAAAUACGUAGAGAUGUAGAUAUAAUAGACGAGAUAAAGUGGUUUUCAAUUAGGUCAAAGUAGUAUAGGGCGCAAGAUUUACCUACGUGUUUUAUCCGCGCGUAAACUUAAGAACAUUAUCGGAGUAAAGCAAUCUUUAAUUUACUCGAAGAAGUAUAGGGCAAAUUAUUUAAUCCUUGUUUUGGAGCAGAAAUGUUAUCAACGUGUGUCAGAAUAUUACCGGAAUAAAGCGAUUUUCAUUUUGGCUCAAGUACAUUUAGUAUAGUCCUUUUUCAAUAUGCUAAUGAAGUCUCCGCCAAUACAAAACAAAAUUACUUUAAUCGCGCGCGUCUUUCUUUUCUCGGUAUUGGCAACAAAACAUUUUCUCUGAGUUCUAACUUAUAUAUAUUUUUGGUUUUACAAUGAUCGUAGCUGGAAAGUUGCCGAUUCUACAAUGCAAUUCUUCGCGUAUUGUUUUAAAUUAUCGUUAUUAUUAUCUCGUCCAUUAUUGUCAUAAUUGUCAAUUGCGUGUUCUCGUGUGUUAGGAUCACGAGGCUGUGUGUGAGUACGUUAAAGUUCCAUGCGUGCAUUCAGGAUGCGGUGAACUGGUGACUAGAUCACGCCUGGUGGAGCAUCUUGAGAAGUCGUGUCAAUUCAGAAUGGAAAAAUGUGACCUCUGCCAAACUCAUAUUGAGUUUGCAUUUUUGGAGGUAAGAAUAACUCUACUGAAAUCGGUUGUUUACCCUUAAGUUGUCGUCAUUUGGAACAGGAUCCUUAAUUGAUUUAAUACUUAACGUACUUUUACAUCUUCCUUUACAACAACAAAUUUCUGACGCUUAUUGACUCUUUGGAAAUUCCUUCAUGCCUCUAAGCUCCCACGGUCUUAAAUCGACAGAAAUCGUUGCUAAUAAAAGGUCUCAUAAACAUGAGAUCUUUUUACCUAAAUUAAUGGUCUCCAUUUAAAACCAUAGUAGCCUGGAAAGUAUGUUCAGAGCGAUCUCUAGCUUGAUGACUAAUAUACAUAAUUCAUUGUGCACAGGAACACCAAGAAUCUCAGUGUCCCUCCGUCCCUGUGACUUGCACAGAAUGUGGGAGAAAGGACAUACCUCGUUCUCAGGUGAGUUAUGCUCCGAGAGGUUUUCUUCUCCUUGGUGUUCUGUUCUUACACACUCCUCGAAAUAAUGAUUACAGAUUCAAAUUUGAUUUGCAACGCACGCGUAAAUGUGUAAACGGGUUCUUAAGAGCUAGCUCCUAUACUAUCUUUCUUACUCAGAUGCGUGCCCAUAUUGAUCUGGUAAAUGGAGACUGUGAAGAAAUACUAUCAAGUUGUCCAUGGACGCAAAUUGGAUGCCCUGAGACUAAGGUAUGCAAAUACUUGACAUUACUUCAGUUAAGAGGGGAUCGCCCAUUAAAUGGACCAACGUUGAAAAAAAAAAUGACACUGAUAGCUUUUUGCGUAAAUGGUCACCACACUUAAGGAGUUGCCACUACUUUGCCUUACUUACUUGUUUGUGGGUGUGUGUUGUGGUGGGGUGCGGGUAUACGUCAGUGGGAGAUCUGAUAUGCUUUCUUUGUCUACUACGGUAAACUCCUACUGAAAGGUCCUUAGAUUGUGCAGGUAAGAGAAGAAAAGAAGUCUCCGGAAUGCCCAAUACUGAGUUGUGAUCAAAGGUACCUAAGAACCACUUUUGAAUCCGCUUGAAGUUUGACUGCAUGCUCCAAGUCAGCAAUCACUCGGACAUUUCUAGAAGGGCUGCGUGUUUAUUAAAGUUUCUAAGCAUUAAUACACUACGUCGUUUUCGUUUUCUUUAGACUAUGAAGCUUAAGGAACGAAGAAUGCAUGAAGAGGAAAAUGCUUCCGGUCACCUGAUGCUCCUAUUUCAGACCGUAAUGCAGCUCUUCUCGAUGAUUGGGAAGACCAUGCGGGAAUCUGGACACGUGUCAAUGAAUGGCGUAAAUCUACCAAAUCAGAAAGAAUUGGAGCGCUAUGCUAAACAAGUUGAGAAUACACUGAGAGAAAAUGAAGAACUAAAAUCAAAACUGGUUCAACAAGAAGAAAGAAUAAGGCAACUGGAAAGUUCUAGACAGAAUAGUUCAAACUCAGCAUCAGCAUUUGAUUCAACGCUCGCCAAAGAGCUUUUACAGGGGUUAACUACAGAAGAAGGAAAGACGGCCAAUCUCGAACUUUUGCUCGUUGAAGGAAACAGAUUAAAUGAAGAACUACAGAGAAAAGUGUCUACCGUAGCCAGGCAACAGGAGUCUUCGACUGGAACAACCGAUCGACUACAGAGACAGUUCGAGUCCAUGAGUCACUCACUAGCACUUCGUAAUGUUAUGCUGACAGAUUUGGACGAAUAUGUGAGGCAGCAGGAAGUCUCCAGUCACGAUGGAAUCUUGCUUUGGAAAAUCACCGAGUUCGCUAAAAAACGGCAAGACGCCGUCUACGGGCAACAGACGUCAUUUUACAGCCCGUGCUUCUUUACCAGUCGCUAUGGAUACAAGAUGUGCGCGCGCAUCUACUUGAAUGGUGAUGGUAUUGGAAGAGGGACACACAUCUCGGUAUUCUUUGUUGUCAUGCGUGGUGAGUACGAUGCGUUACUCCGCUGGCCAUUCAGACAGAAGGUUACGUUCAUGCUGCUUGAUCAGAAUAACGUAGAACACGUGAUCGACUCCUUCAGACCUGAUCCAAACAGCUCAUCCUUCCAGAGACCAAGAAGAGAAACAAACAUCGCUAGUGGGUGCCCUACAUUCUGUCCAUUGUCGGAGUUAAACGACCAUGCCUACGUCCGAGACGAUACUAUGUUUCUGAAGGUCAUAGUCGACACGACGGAUUUAUAA
Molecule: messenger RNA, 5405 nt
Organism: Porites evermanni
Lineage: Eukaryota; Metazoa; Cnidaria; Anthozoa; Scleractinia; Poritidae
Source: the annotation of a GenBank genome assembly